CAAAUAACGAGCCUGAGCCCAAUGUCCCUCCUGUGCUUCUGUUCCUCGCAGCCCUCCCUCCUCUCCCCCAUCCCAGGCUUCUCUCCGCCUCUCUCUCUCCUCCCCCCGGCUCUCUGCUCCCGGAUCAGCUCCCUCCCUCCUUCCUCUGCUGCUCAGUCCGCAACAUUGUCCCCCCCUCCCCGGGAUCUGCUGAAGGGACUGGAGAGAAUUGUCGUCGGCUGUGGGGGGAGAUGGCGGCAGUGGCCGGGCCGGGGAUCAUUGCGCCGCUGCUCAGUCACUGGGGAACCCGGUGCGGCCCGAGGGCCUGAGUAUUGGUGAGACUGAGAGAGAGCGCGACCCCCGGGGCAGGAGAGAGAGAAGAUGUCGGGGGAGGUGCGUCUCAGGCAGUUGGAGCAGCUCAUUCUGAACGGGCCGGGCCGGGGGGGAUCCCUGAGUGUGGAGAGUCUGCUGGACUCGCUCCUGUGUCUGUACGAUGAGUGCUCCGCGUCUCCGCUCCGCAGGGACAAACACAUCCACGACUACAUCCAAUGGGCCAAACCAUUUGCCCUAAAAGUCAAGCAGAUGCGACUUCAUAAAGAAGACUUCGAAAUUUUAAAAGUUAUCGGAAGAGGAGCCUUUGGCGAGGUUGCUGUGGUCAAGUUGAAGAGUACAGAUAAAGUGUUUGCCAUGAAGAUUCUAAAUAAGUGGGAGAUGCUGAAAAGAGCAGAGACGGCUUGUUUCCGAGAGGAGCGGGACGUACUGGUGAAUGGAGACUGUCAGUGGAUCACUACCUUGCACUACGCCUUCCAGGAUGACAGCAAUUUGUACCUUGUUAUGGAUUACUACGUUGGAGGAGACCUGCUCACAUUGCUCAGUAAGUUUGAGGACCGGCUACCGGAAGACAUGGCUCGUUUCUACCUAGCAGAGAUGGUUUUGGCUAUCGACUCGGUCCACCAACUCCACUACGUCCACAGGGACAUCAAACCUGAUAAUAUCUUACUGGAUAUGAACGGACACAUCCGAUUGGCUGACUUUGGCUCCUGUUUGAAACUGAUGGAGGACGGAACGGUUCAGUCUUCUGUAGCUGUCGGGACUCCCGAUUACAUCUCUCCUGAGAUCCUUCAAGCCAUGGAAGAUGGGAAGGGAAAGUAUGGGCCGGAGUGUGACUGGUGGUCCCUCGGGGUCUGUAUGUAUGAAAUGCUGUAUGGUGAGACCCCUUUCUAUGCUGAGUCCUUGGUGGAGACUUACGGGAAGAUCAUGAACCACAAAGAGAGGUUUCAGUUCCCGACUCAGUUGGCCGAUGUCUCAGAGAACGCCAAGGAUCUCAUUCGUAGGCUCAUCUGUAGCCGCGAGCACAGACUUGGCCAGAAUGGCAUCAAAGACUUUAAGAACCACCCGUUCUUUGUGGGCAUCGACUGGGACAACAUACGCAACUGCGAAGCGCCUUAUAUCCCGGAAGUCAGCAGCCCGACUGAUACAUCAAACUUCGAUGUUGACGACGACUGCUUGAAGAACUGCACAGGGGCUUCCGUUUCUUCGCCCACUUACUCCAUAGAUUUAGAGGCUGAUCUCCAAGCAGAAGGCCUGACUGAGCCCAAUCCGAACGCCCAGCACCCCGUGGCCGAGACUAUGCCACCCCCGAUUCACACCAGCUUCUCUGGACACCACCUGCCGUUUGUUGGAUUUACCUACACGAGCAACUGUGUACUUUCAGAUCGGAGCACUCUAAGAGAUGCAUCUGGGACGUCCAGUACCGAUCUCGAUGCCAAUGUCCAACGAACGCUAGAAGACAGUUUAGCUACAGAAGCGUAUGAGAGGCGCAUCCGGCGUCUGGAACAGGAGAAGAUGGAACUGACUAGGAAGCUACAAGAAUCCACUCAGGCCGUUCAGGCCCUCCAGUACUCGCCAGUCGAUGGGCCGGUCACUGCAAGCAAAGACUUAGAAAUAAAAUCUUUGAAGGAAGAGCUAGACAAGCUGAAAACUCUGGGUACAGGUGCCAACCAACCCAACCAGCAACUGGAGAAGUUGAGCUUAACGCGGCCAGAUAUCGAGGAAUUCUCCCGACAAAUCAAAGUGUUUGAGAAACAAGUGAAAGUUCUGAAGCAGGAGAAGGAGGAUCUGAACAAGGACUUGGUGGAUUCCAAUGAGAAGAUGAAAAUCCAAACAAAAGAGCUGAAGGAGGUGCAGAGCCAAAGGAAGCAGGGCUUGCAGGAAAUGGCAGAGGUUAAUGAGAGACUUACUGAACUGCGCUCCCAAAAGCAGAAAUUUGUGAGGCAGCUCCGUGACAAGGAAGAGGAGAUGGAGGCCAUGACGCAGAAGGUCGAAGGCUUAAGGCAAGAUCUUCGCCGGGUGGAAAGAGCGAAAAAAGAGCUUGAAACCCAAGUGGAAUCCACAGCCUCUGAGGCCUCCAAGGACAGGAAACUGCGGGAGAAGAGUGAGCAAUACACCAAACAGCUGGAGAGCGAAUUAGAAGGACUGAAGCUUAAACAUGUCGGCCGCUCUCCGGGGGUCAGCAAUUCCGAACACCAGCAGGAGAUCGCCAAACUGAAGACGGAUCUGGAAAAGAAGAGCGUCUUUUACGAAGAGGAGUUCGCCAAGAGGGAAGCGUUUCAUGCCAACGAAAUCAAGAACCUGAAGAAGGAGCUGCGGGACGCAGAGAGCCAACAACUGAACCUCAACAAAGAGAUCCUGGUUCUGAAAGACAAACUGGACAAGACUCGCAGGGAAAGCCAAAGUGAAAGGGAGGAGUUUGAAGCUGAAAUGAAGCAGAAAUUUGACCGUGAGCGGCUCCUGUUAAUGGAGGAAAACAAAAAGCUCUCCAACGAGCUGGACAAGCUUAGCACCAUGUUUGAAAAAGUGAGUGUGAAUAACCGGCAUCUGGAGGAAGAGAUGAGAGACCUGGCUGAUAAGAAAGAGUCAGUGGCUCACUGGGAGGCCCAGAUCACUGAAAUCAUUCAAUGGGUGAGCGACGAGAAGGACGCACGGGGGUACCUACAAGCUUUGGCUUCCAAGAUGACUGAAGAGUUGGACACCCUGCGGAAUUCUAGCCUGGGUGCCAAGUCUACUGACAUGCCGUGGAAAAUGCGUCGCUUUGCCAAGCUGGACAUGUCGGCCAGGCUGGAACUGCAGUCGGCGCUGGAUGCAGAGAUCAGAGCCAAACAGGCCAUACAGGAGGAACUGAACAAAGCUAAAGCUGCCAUUAUCGCUACUGAAUGCACUCUGCAAGAAUCUGAGAAGAAGAAUCAAGAUCUCACGACGGAAAUUGAGAAAUUGAAGUCGGAAACAGACGAGCUGAGAACAGAAAAAGGUGUCAAACACCAGGAGUCCCAGAAUUCCUUUUUGGCUUUCCUGAAUGCACCAACCUCUGUGCUUGACCAUUUUGAACGAUCUCCAUCCAGCAAUCCCGCCAGCAAAGGCAGACGUGUAAGAGGCUGUCUUGCUUUGUGUGCACCCCCUUUUCUGCCUGUGAUGGACUCUGUGGAUAACUUCACCCUGUCCAAUACACCUUCACGCGACGAGGAUGUCAAAUCACAAGCCCCUUCCCGAUCCAGAUCUCCCUCUACCAUGAGCGACAUCGAACCUGGCGAGGUAACAGAUCAUCGGUCAGCUCAGACACCAACUAUGAGGGCCUCCUACCUGAACUCUGGAUCAUUUUCCCCUAAGCCCAAAGCCCACCAGUUUGUAGUGAAGACUUUCAACGCGCCUACAAAAUGCAACCAGUGCACAUCUCUGAUGGUGGGGUUGAUACGUCAGGGCUGCAACUGUGAAGUGUGCGGAUUCUCCUGCCAUGUAACGUGUGCUGAUAAAGCCCCAGCCGUGUGCCCCAUCCCUGCUGACCAGACAAAGGGACCCUUGGGGAUAGAUCCCCAGAAAGGAAUUGGAACAGCGUAUGAAGGUCAUGUUAAAGUUCCCAAGCCGGCCGGUGUCAAGAAGGGUUGGCAGAGAGCAAUGGCAGUCGUAUGUGAUUUCAAGCUUUUCUUGUACGAGAUCGCGGAGGGCAAAUCCUCCCAGCCCAGUUGUGUAGUGAGUCAAGUUAUCGAUAUGAGGGAUGAAGAAUUUGCAGUGAGUUCUGUUCUGGCAUCUGAUGUCAUCCACGCCAAUCGCAAGGACAUCCCGUGCAUUUUUAGGGUAACAGCUUCUCAGCUCUCAGCGUCAAGCAACAAGUGCUCAAUCCUAAUCCUGGCUGACAGCGAGAGUGAGAAGGGCAAGUGGGUGGGAGUGCUGAAUGAACUGCACCGGAUCCUGAAGAAGAACAAGCUCAAAGACCGGGCAGUCUACAUCCCUAAAGAGGCCUACGACAGCACUCUGCCGCUCAUCAAGAACACUCAGUCGGCUGCUAUAUUGGAUCAUGAACGAAUAGCACUGGGCAAUGAGGAGGGACUGUUUGUUGUACACGUCACGAAAGACGAGAUUAUUCGUGUUGGAGAUAACAAGAAAGUUCACCAGGUUGAGCUCAUCCCCUACGAGCAGCUCAUUGCAGUGAUAUCCGGAAGGAACCGCCACGUCCGGCUUUACCCCAUGAUAUCCCUGGAUGGGCGAGAGACAGAGUUUUAUAAACUGGUAGAAACUAAAGGCUGCCAGGGCAUAGUAUCUGGACAGGUGCGCAACGGGGCCCUCACGUGCUUAUGCGUGUCCAUGAAAAGACAGGUUCUCUGUUAUGAACUCAACCAAAGCAAGACACGCCACAAAAAGAUCAAGGAGAUCCAGGUUCCGGGAAAUGUUCAGUGGAUGGGUAUUUUUAACGAGCGCCUGUGCGUGGGUUUUCAGUCGGGAUUUAUUCUGUAUCCUUUGCACGCUGAAGGGAGCCCGUAUAGCCUUCUCCAUUCAGACGACCACACACUGUCUUUCAUCACGCAGCAACCUACGGACGCCAUUUGUGCAGUUGAAAUCUCAAAUAAGGAAUACCUGCUGUGUUUUAGCAGCGUUGGGGUUUAUGUCGACUACCAGGGCCGAAGGUCACGGCAACAGGAACUAAUGUGGCCUGCCGUUCCUUUGUCUUGCUGCUACAAUGCGCCGUACCUCUCUGUGUACAAUGAGAACGCAGUGGAUGUGUUUGAUAUUAACUCCAUGGAGUGGAUUCAGACGAUACCGCUUAAGAAGGUGCGCCCAUUAAAUUCCGAGGGUUCCCUAAAUCUCUUGGGCUUGGAGACCAUACGCCUCAUAUAUUUUAAAAAUAAAAUGGCAGAAGGGGAUGAGCUGGUGGUACCUGAGACAUCAGACAACAGUCGGAAGCAGAUGGUUCGGAACACGAAUAACAAGCGGCGCUACUCGUUCCGUGUGCCGGAGGAGGAAAGGAUGCAGCAGAGGAGGGAAAUGUUGCGAGACCCAGAAAUGAGAAACAAAUUGAUUUCCAACCCAACCAAUUUUAACCACAUAGCGCACAUGGGCCCCGGAGACGGUAUCCAAAUCCUGAAAGAUUUGCCAAUGCCUCGAUCCCCCUAUCCAUCCCCCCUCCGCCAUCAGUCCAGCCUGAUCUCCACACCAAGCAACUUUGAGCACGUCUAUCACAUGACUGUAAAUUCAGCCGAAAAUUUCCUCUCUUCCGACUCCGUAAACCUUGCCUCCUCUUCCUCCUCCUCCCCGUCUCUCAGUGCUACCCCUGGCUCCCACAGGAACCUCCGGCAGCAAGACAGUCGUACGAUGUUCAGUGGCUCGGUCAGUAUUCCGUCAAUCACAAAAUCACGCAUGGAACCCGGCCGCUCAAUGAGUGCCAGCAGUGGCCUGGCUGCUAGGUCGUCGCAGAAUGGCAGCGCUUUACGGAGAGACCUCUCUGGUGGUAGUUACGGGGCAAAACGCCAGCCAAUGGCAUCGCCGUCUGAUGGAUCCUUGUCUUCGGGUGGACUUGACCAAGGAAGUAAUGCACCAGCCAGAGACUUUGAGCGAGAGGACUCAGACUCUCCAAGGCAUUCAACAGCUUCCAACAGCUCCAACCUCAGCAGCCCCCCAAGCCCCACGUCCCCUCACAAGACUAAGAGCAGCUCAUUAGAGAGUUCGGAUCACGUGAGUUGGGAAGCAUGAACUUGCUCCACCUUCUUCCCCACGUCUCCUCACGGCCACAGGCCUUCCCAGGCGUCAGCCAACCAGGACUACUGUAGAGCGACGGAGAUCAGAUACGUUGCCCUGUACCAUUGUCACUGAAUGCCUCCGACUGGCGCGAAGAGUUGGGGAACAGAUGGUAGAUGUGGUUGCUUUUUACAUGGUUUACAUGUGGUUUAUUUGCUACGAACACAUAAAGGCCAAGAUGAAGCAAAUGUUACAAGCAAGAUGAACAUUGGGUGCGUGCGUAUGUGAGGGGGUAACCUCUGCUCCCUGUAAGAUGGAGAUCAGCACUGUGUCACCUGACCUCUCCAAGGAGAACAUAUCAGGUGCAUCAGCCCAACCUCAUUGGGUAUUGAUCAAGACCACCCUCUUAUGCCCAUAACGUAUUUUACUACACAGAGAGUUUAGUCUAAAUAGUACAUGUGUAUAUAUAUAUAUAAAUAUGAGGAUCAUGUAUUCCCUUCGAGGAUAGAGACAUAUUUAAAGAAAAAGAGAGAGAUUCUGUAAUUUUAGCAAUGAAUUGUUUGCUUUCAUAUGGAUCAUGUAUAAAGCAGUUUAUUGGAGCA
This is a messenger RNA of Xenopus laevis (African clawed frog), 6584 nucleotides long. RefSeq names its product CDC42 binding protein kinase alpha L homeolog (gene cdc42bpa.L). Gene Ontology annotation, cellular component: cytoplasm; cytoskeleton; actomyosin. The record is from RefSeq and is a predicted model, not a curated record. The coding region runs from base 361 to 5997 and encodes 1878 amino acids. Gene Ontology annotation, biological process: cytoskeleton organization; actomyosin structure organization. The transcript is spliced from 40 exons. Gene Ontology annotation, molecular function: protein kinase activity; kinase activity; protein serine/threonine kinase activity. Lineage: Eukaryota; Metazoa; Chordata; Amphibia; Anura; Pipidae.